UCUCUCCCCCUUAACAAGGGCCAUUCACAUUGACACCCUAAAAGGUUUAAUAAAUUUACCCAGCUGUGUACAGGUACACAUAAAAGUCACCCCACCCCUACUACUUCACUCACUAUAGUGUCAUAUGCACCUUUUGUUUUUCUUAAACAAAACACAAAACCCUCUCUUUUAUUUCCUUUCCUUAUUACCAACAAGCACACACUGUCCUCUCACCAUUUACUCAUUCUGACACCCCCUCCCCCUUUUCUUACCCUCUCUCUCUCUUCUUCAUCCCAAUGAAAGAGGUUACCGUUGAAGCAUCUGAAGGUGGUGGUGUCCAUGGCCAUAGUCAUGGUCAUGGUCAUGGUGUUGCAGCUUCAGAGAUUGGUAAAGGAAACCUUAACAAUAACAACAAUACUACUAGACCUGACUUACAUAACAGAGCUGUCAAAAUUUUAAGAGCUAGAGAAGCUUAUAAUGGUUAUGAAGAAGUUGGUGAAAAACCUUCUAGAUUUGAAGUUUUUGGUUGGUAUCUUUAUGAGUUUUGCUUCUACUUUGUUCAAACUGUUCUUGUUCCUGUUGUUUUCCCUCUCAUUAUCAGUCAGCUACAAAGUAAUCCUACUGUUUCACUUCAAGAAUGGAACAAAAAUCAUCCUGGAACUCACUGCUCUCAAAAGGAAUUCCAUUUGUAUAACAAACUCACUGGACACACCAUUAAUUCGAAUUUUUCACCAUUGGAAUGGACAUCAAUUGCUUGGGCUACAGGUCUAGCCAUAGCUGCGCCAAUCCUUGGCUUCCUUUCCUUCCACCUCGAUGGCAAUUUCCCGAAACUCAUCACCGUUGCAGCAACCGGUGUUGGAGUUUUCUUUUGUCUCCCAGCUGGAUUCUUCAAAGUUACAGCCAUCUUCAUUCCCUACAUUGCUGGCAUCAUUGCAGCCAGCACAGUCGCCAAUGCUGCUCACACACAACAUUUCGGCCUCAUGAUUCGUGCCUUCACUGGAGCAUCGCUUAAGAGAACACAGUUUUACAUUAGACAAGGUGUUUCUACACGCCUCUCGCUUCAUGCUACCUCUGCUGGCUUUUUCGGUGGAGCCUUGAUUUCGGCUUUUACUUACCAUAUGGUACAUGAACUCAACGACAAUGAGCACGAUAUUAUGAGUCUUUGGGUUGUUUCGAUUUUCAGUGGAUUAAUUUGGCUCGUUGGGAUCUUGCAUUUAGCUACAGCUACUAGUAGAACCACUGAUUCGAUCUCAUUUUCUUCGAGGCUGCACCCUUUUUCUAUCUUCAAAUAUCCUCAUGCCAUUGGAGGUCUUGCUAGUGUUUUCCUAGCUUCGUUCACUACCAUGGCGAUUUUCAUGGGCGGUGUUAUUUUCAUCGUUGGACAGCUUUGCAUUAGGCCAGUGCAUUUGCUUUUGUUCUGGUUAACCUAUUUCCUAUUUCCACUUGUUUCGUUGUCGCUGCUUCAACCUCUGCUGCACGUGGUCAAGAUGAGCUCAGUAAAAAUGCAGAUUGUCGGGUUCUUUUUCUCGCUUCUGUCAUCUGGGUUUGGCUUCUAUUAUGGACAUAGUCACUGGAAAUGGGGACACUUGGUUCUUUUCGGCGCAAUUCAGAGCACUGCAACCGGGAUUUUGCAUGCUUUUGGAAGGGUUCUGUUGUUGGAUUGUGCUCCAUCAGGGAAAGAAGGUGCUUUCUCGAUAUGGUAUGCAUGGAUGAGAGCUGCAGGGUUGUUAGUCGGGUUCACGGUUGGUUCAGUCGGGCCAGGACACAUUAGAACGUCGUUCGGAGUUGCAUUUUGUACUGCUAUUGCUGGAAUCGUUGUGUUGCUUUUCGGAAAUAUCAGUGAUGCUGGUGGUGCUGUUGCUGCAGGGAAUGUAAGUGAUGAUAGCGAAAGAAGUUCUCCCGUGGUUUCUGGUUUAGAUUCGAAAGAAGCUGCUCGAGUUUGAUUAAUAACUGCAUUAAUAAAAAAAAACAACUAAUGAAUGAAUUGAUGAAUGAAUGGAUGGAUGAAUGGUGGUGCAUGGUACAUUGUCUAUGCGUUAUAUGAUUCUUUGCAAAUGAAAUGUUAAUGCAUGCAACAGUAGGAAAAAAAAGGGGGUUUAUUUUGUAUGAUUGAUUUUAGUUAGGUUUAUUAAUUUUUGUGGUUAAUUACUGUUGUUUGCAGCGUGCUUAUGUUUUUAUUUUUUUAAUUUAAUCUCUGUUGAGGAUUUGGAUUCUGACAUGUGUAACUGUGUUAUAGUAUUUUGUUAUAUUUGUUUCUCAUAAA
Messenger RNA from Trifolium pratense (red clover), 2242 nucleotides. RefSeq lists its product as uncharacterized. The record is from RefSeq and is a predicted model, not a curated record. NCBI's taxonomy places the organism in Eukaryota, Viridiplantae, Streptophyta, Magnoliopsida, Fabales, Fabaceae. The transcript has 2 exons. The coding region runs from base 276 to 1922 and encodes 548 amino acids.